UGGCCCGCGGGGACAGCGGGAAGCGCCGCGCCCCCGGACGCCCGCGCCACCCCCGGGGGCCGCCCCAGCUCCGUCCACCUGCUGCAGGCGCGGAGCCGCCGCCGCGCCGGCCCCUCCGCAGGGUUCCCCCAAGCCCCCUCAGCCCUUACAGUGCGGGGAAGGAGGGCCAUUCUGUUGCCCAGCGGGAGGACUUUGUAACCCACGCGUCCAAGUUAGGGGACGGUAAAGUGCUCGGCCCCUGCACCCCCGUCGGCACCAGGGUGCUGGAGAGGCGGGGUGCCGUGCGAGCCGACGGAGAGGCUCCAGCCCCGGUGGCCAGUCCCGGAACCUAUCCCUCGAAUUAGCCGAGUCAGGCAGAGAGGGGGCGGGGAGUGCUUCCGCCCUUGCUAGGAGGGGCUGCAUUGCAGGGGAGACCCGGCGGCCGAUUCAGUCACAAAGGAGGGAGAAGGCGUGAGGAGACAAAGCCGUCACAUCCCUAACGGCUUCCUUCAGGACCCUCCUCCUCUCCAGUCCAGAGCCGACCCCCGAGCCCCUGAGGCAUCCUCUCCAUCUUCGGAACAUCCUAGUCAUUCAUUGAUAACAGGGAAUUAUGAGAGACCCUGUGAGUAGCCAGUACAGCUCCUUUAUUUUCUGGAGGAUGCCCAUCCCGGAACUGGAUCUGUCGGAGCUGGAAGACCUGGGCCUAUCAGCUACAUCUACCUACAAGAGCAAGGAUGGCAGCAGCGGCAGCAAAAUGGGUGGGCAAGCCACUGGAGCGGAGCGGAAGAGCCCUGACGGUGACCCUCUCCUCGAGUACACCACCUUCAACUUCUGGAGAGCCCCCAUUGCCAGCAUCCACUCCGUUGAGUUGGACCUGCUUUAAGGCCAAGCCUUCCCUCUCCCACCACUGACCCCUACCAUCUUCCCUUUUAAGGCCUCUCCCCUCUAAGCCUUCCACUUUACUCUUCUUGUUCUCUUCUCUAUUGUGCUGGUGGUGCUGAUGAAUCUGCCAAUUGAAUUGUAUGUUUGUAUGUAUGUGUGUACUUAUUUAUCUAUCUAUUUAUUUAUUUAUUUAUUUAUUUAUUUAUUUAUUUAUCUGCCUACUCCAUUUCCCUCAAACCCUCUAGGUACAAAGUCAAGGGUUUAAUCAAUGGAGUACUAAAUCAUAGGGGUUCCUCCCCACAACCCUGACAAUAUUAACUAAUCCCAGAAAACUGCCCUUCCUGGGGGCACCAGAGAGAAGUACAGUUAUGCAAAGUGGGAGGCUGAUUUUGUUGUUGUUACAUUUUAAUCAGUGUCCAAGAUAGUUGAACUUCCCUGAUUUCCUGCACCAUGCCAGUAAGCAAAUAUUUCAAGAAGUAGUGAGACAAUUUCUACAAAACAGGAUUCCUAAAAGGCUGAGGUACUAAGUUCUGCUGCUUCUUCCCCAGAAACAUGGCAGUAGUUAGAGGUACAGAACAAGAGCAAAUAGUUCAUCCUGGUGAAUGGAAAUGAGGAAAAGCAUGGACUCAUUUCAGAAAUUUUUCCUUUAACAUCCACCUCACAACUCUGCCCUCAGCUGUGGGUUGGUAGAAAUGUUCAGAAAAUCAGAUUUGAGAGUUCACAGGAAAACCUUACUGUUAUAUAAUUUGUAAAAGGCAAAAAGUUUAUAAAAUCUAAAAAAAAAAAAAACAGUAUUAUUGGAUAGUUUACAUAAAAUUGUGAUUUUGGUCAUGGAACAGGCAGAGUGCUUUGGUCCUUUGUGUUUCAGCCUUGCCUUUCUGUAGCUGAGUGUGGUAGGAAUCAGUGGUUCCUGGGCAUAGUUCUUCAGCUACCGUAAGCAACCACAGGCAGACCCCACACCUGUCCCCGUUUCUUCCAAAAUGACUGCAGCUGGACUGUGCUGCCAUUCAUUCAUUUAUUUAAUAAAGAUGUUAAAUCCUAA
This is a messenger RNA of Psammomys obesus (fat sand rat), 1903 nucleotides long. RefSeq names its product MLLT11 transcription factor 7 cofactor (gene Mllt11). Lineage: Eukaryota; Metazoa; Chordata; Mammalia; Rodentia; Muridae. The transcript is spliced from 2 exons. Gene Ontology annotation, cellular component: nucleoplasm; cytosol. Gene Ontology annotation, biological process: apoptotic signaling pathway; positive regulation of mitochondrial depolarization; positive regulation of release of cytochrome c from mitochondria. The record is from RefSeq and is a predicted model, not a curated record. The coding region runs from base 590 to 862 and encodes 90 amino acids.